GAGCUCAAGCAUAUUCUAGCACAACCGUGUGUGCAUGAUAUCCAUGCAAAUACCAUGAAACAACACAUCCAGCAUAUUUCCACCUCACCUUCUGUGCCUUUUAGGCUUACUUUUCGGGAGGAGAGAGAGAGGGGUAAGGCAGCUUUGGGAGGUCGUUGGUCCAGUAUGCUGUGAUCCCCCGUCGAAUAUCCGAACCCACACGUCAACUUGAGCAAGUUUGAAUCGUACACCUGGACAUGUUAUAAAUUCCGCCUUGUCUGUUCAUCUGUUUCUCGUUUCCUUCGCUUUCACCUCGUUUUGCGUCUACCUUGUCACCAAUUUUCUCAGACAAUUUCAUCAAUUGCAGACAUGAGAAUCAACCAGCAGAUCUGGCUCUAUGCCAUCGCCAACCUUAUCAGCAUGGGCCUCGCUACCCCUCUCAAGAGCCCAGCAAUGAUGGGUUGGGAAUCAAACUUCCCCUACACUUACACCCCCAUCUACUACACCGCCGAAGAUGUAGCCGAUUGGAGCCCUCCCUCCCCAGACCCCUCCCCAGACACCUCCACCGGCGCCUCACCAAACCCCCACCACCUAACCAAACGCGUCUGGCCCUACGACAGCCCCUUCUGGGACGGCACCUUCCCCGCCGACCAACCACCCCCCAAAGUCGGUCAGUUGAACUGCGGACUCAUGUUGGAAGCAUGUUAUCAGCAAGUAGACCUGCUACCGGAAUACUCCGAAGACCACAUCAGAGGCAAAUUGUGGCCGCAUUUCGCUUGCCAGGGUAUGCUUUGUAUUCAAACCAAGAAGCUUUGUGCGUAUAAGGCUGGUUGGUGGUGUGGUGCUCCGUAGGUGUUGGAGAGGGGGAAGGAUGGAGGAAGGGGGAUUGGCAUUGGGAUGAUGUGGGUUGCUUGAUUGGUAUGGUUAUGAGAGGGGGAAAUGGUGAUUUUGGUGUG
This is a messenger RNA of Aureobasidium pullulans EXF-150, 935 nucleotides long. RefSeq lists its product as uncharacterized. Lineage: Eukaryota; Fungi; Ascomycota; Dothideomycetes; Dothideales; Saccotheciaceae. The coding region runs from base 349 to 831 and encodes 160 amino acids. The record is from RefSeq and is a predicted model, not a curated record. The transcript has a single exon.